Molecule: messenger RNA, 1449 nt
Organism: Cuscuta europaea
Lineage: Eukaryota; Viridiplantae; Streptophyta; Magnoliopsida; Solanales; Convolvulaceae
Source: the annotation of a GenBank genome assembly
UUGAAGUUUUAGCUGAAAUUUGGUAUGAGUGAACUAGACUUAAUGAAUAAUAUGCUCAAAAAAUUUCAUCAAAAAAUUCUACCGGAAACCGCACCAAAUGGCGACGGCCGGUCAGAGCUUCAUUUAUAAGGCCUUAUUUGACCUUUUUAUGUAAGUUCGAGGCUCUAUCUGGCCCUUUUCCCAUUUUAUAACUUUCCAAAUUUGGUCAGAUCUAAUAUAAUCCUGGACUGAAAAUAGUCAAGUAAAAUUGUAAAAACAUCUUUAGUACUCAUUAAUACUCCGUAAAUAAGACUAGGACUACUCCUAAAUGUAAUAAUUAGACUGCAAUCUUUUUAUUUUCAAAAUGGGAAUAACAUUAGAUAUGUCUCAUCUUCUUAUUCUACAUCGAAGUUUUAAAUUACGGUUGCACGAGCGGUUGUGGGUUUUGUGAUUGGGCUAAUACUGCAGUUGCAGCUGCAAUGCGUAUUACCGCUGAUGCGGCGUAAAAUAUUGUCAAAUUCGCACAACAAUCAAUUGGCGGAGGGAAGUGAUGCGGCAGCCGUACCAGAUGCAAUUAUUGACAGAAUUCCGACGGUGACGGUCACGGCAUCUCACUUGAAAGACAACGAUUCCAACGCUUGUUCUGUUUGCAAGGAAGAGUUCCAGGUCGGGGACGACGCCAGGGAAUUGCCCUGCAAACACCUAUACCACUCCGAUUGCAUUCUCCCCUGGUUGAGGAUUAAAAAUUCAUGCCCCCUCUGCCGCCGUGAACUUCCCAUUCUUCCGCCGGGAACACGGGAGGAAGCAGCCGCAGCUGUGGUGGAUGAACAAUCCGAAGAAGAAGCUGAAUUAGAAGAUUCCGCAUCAGAACUAGAACCGCAAUCGGAGAUUAGUAGCCACAGUGUGCUGCCACUAGAAGAAGAAGCUGAAUUAGAGGAUACUGCAACAGAAUUAGAACCGCAAUCUGAGAUUAGUAGCCGCCGCUUGCUGCCACCAGAAGAAGAAGAAGCUGAAUUGGAAGUAGUGGAAGAGCAAUUUGGAAGUAGAAGCCGCCGUGUGCAGCCGCCACUCUCGGCGGGAAUAGGAGAAGAAGAAUCUCCAAGGCAGGUGAAGAGUCGUGUUCGGAGGAGGACGGCCGUUGUACCUAAUUUAUGCUUGUGCCUCGUCGUGGCUUUCUCUAUUAUUUUUUUGAAUGUAAUUAAAUGGCAUAUACUGUAUUAAAAUAUGGGAGAAAGACCAAAAAUGCCACCAAAGUUUUUAACAAAGCUCAUAUUAGACACUAAGGGUGCAUUGUAUUAGGAAUUAGUGGCAAAAUUUUAAAAGUACAUGAAUUUUAAAAAUUUAGGUGUAUUCAAUGUGAACUUUUAAAAGUUUACAAAAAUCUAGGUGUAUUCAAUAUAGACUUUUAAAAGUCUAUAAAAGUCUAGACAUAUUCAAAGUUCCGUUCAUUCUUAUGGAUUUCUAAAAUCA